UGGGGAGGGGCGUAUCAUCUUGAAAUGUCCUGCUCGUGUCCUCUUGGGAAGAGUUCGUUUUAAAAGAGAUUCUGGGGUUCCCUGAUAAGGUAGGACAUCUGUUCCUCUUAGGUAUAAUACUGCCCUCCGCACCCCGAGGGUUCCCUCAGUGUAAAACGCAGGUGGUCUAGUCCAGCGGAGACACUUGCCCCCGGCCACGGCGGGGAAGCCUGAGGAGUGAAGGGCCCAUCGCCCACGCAUGCGCACAGGCGUAGCAUGGGGGCGGGAGCCGUUGAGCCCCUUCCCAGCAUCUGAGAUCAUUGCUAGGAAGAACUCUGGGUACAAUAAUGAACACAGUGUAUGUGAUGAUGGCUCAAAUCUUAAGAUCUCAUCUGAUAAAUGCUUCAGUGAUUCCUAAUCGAAUGAAAAUGGGUCCAUAUCUUGGUGUCAUUAGAACUAGAAUGAUGUCAACUCAUAAAUCCAAAAAGAAUAUGAGAGAAUAUUAUAGGCUGCUGAAUCUGGAUGAAGGAUGCUCUGCAGAUGACGUCAGGGAAUCUUUUCAUAAGCUUGCCAAGAAAUACCAUCCAGAUGGUGGCUCUAAUACUGCUGAUUCUGCAACAUUUAUAAGGAUCGAAGAAGCUUAUAGGAAGGUGCUUUCCCACGUGAUAGAACAAACAAAUGCCAGACAGAGUAAAGUUGAAGAAACAGAAGAAGAAGAAAAAAAAUUCAAAUAUAACACACCCCAACACCGGCAUUAUUUAAGUUUUGAGGGUAUUGGUUUUGGGACUCCAAGUCAACGAGAGAAGCAGUAUAGGCAAUUUAGAGCAGACCGUGCAACUGAGCAAGUGAUGGAAUACCAAAAGCAGAAACUGCAAAGCCAGUAUUUCACCAAUAGUAUAACUGUUAAAGAUGUAAGACACAGUAAGGAACAAAAGAUAACUCAAGCAAUAGAACGUUUGGUGGAGGAUCUCAUUCAGGAAUCAAUGGCAAAAGGAGACUUUGACAAUCUCAGUGGGAAAGGAAAACCUCUAAAAAAAUUUUCUGGCUGUUCAUAUAUUGAUCCCAUGACUCACAACCUGAACAGAAUAUUGAUAGACAAUGGAUACCAGCCAGAAUGGAUCCUAAUGCAAAAGGAAAUAAAGGAUACUAUUGAUCAACUCAGAGAGGCAAUUUUAGUGUCAAGGAAAAAACUUGGGAAUCCAAUGACACCAACUGAACAGAAACAGUGGAACCAAGUUUGUGAGCAGUUUCAAGAAAAUAUCAAAAAACUAAACAAGCGAAUUAAUGACUUUAAUUUAAUUGUUCCCCUUCUGACCAGGCAAAAAGUCCAUUUUGAUGCACAGAAAGAAAUUGCCAGAGCCCAGGAAAUAUAUGAGACGCUUAUAAAAACACAAGAAGUCACAGAUAAAAACCCAAAUAACUUUGAUCAGGGAGAAGGAGAGAAAACACCUGGAGUCAAGACAGGUUUCUUUAACUGGAUGAAUGUGUGGCAAUUUAUUAAAACAUGACCAUCUCGUUGCUCACAGAACUGCCCCCAAUCAUUUUCAGUAGUACUGACAUCACACAUAGAGGCUGAGAUUUCUUUCUGUAACACAAGAGUCUGAGAACUGUGUGCCUCUGUACUUUUCACAAAACAAGUCACGUCUCCAGUGAUGUGUAGAUGAGAGAGCUGUAAGAAACUAA
This is a messenger RNA of Globicephala melas (long-finned pilot whale), 1662 nucleotides long. It is a transcript of the gene DNAJC28, whose product is annotated as DnaJ heat shock protein family (Hsp40) member C28. The record is from RefSeq and is a predicted model, not a curated record. Lineage: Eukaryota; Metazoa; Chordata; Mammalia; Artiodactyla; Delphinidae.